This is a messenger RNA of Synchiropus splendidus (mandarinfish), 2332 nucleotides long. RefSeq names its product methionine adenosyltransferase II, beta (gene mat2b). The record is from RefSeq and is a predicted model, not a curated record. Gene Ontology annotation, molecular function: methionine adenosyltransferase regulator activity. Lineage: Eukaryota; Metazoa; Chordata; Actinopteri; Syngnathiformes; Callionymidae. The transcript has 8 exons. Gene Ontology annotation, cellular component: methionine adenosyltransferase complex. Gene Ontology annotation, biological process: S-adenosylmethionine biosynthetic process. Bases 137 to 1147 code for a protein of 336 amino acids.
GCACACUUUACGGCAAACACCUGAUCGGAAACGGGAAGCUUCGGUCGGGUUGCGCAUCGGAAAUAAAUCAGGAGACGCGAAGGGUGUGUGGUCGAUCGAUUACAGAUCUGGGACAGAUCCGAGCAGCCCCACGGAGAUGAGCCGCACAGGCGCCGAGCUGAAGAUUCAUUUUAGUCCCGGGCGGGUGCAGCUGGUGCAGGAAGAGGUGCUAGUCCCAACCCCCAGGGUACUGGUUACCGGGGCAACCGGACUUCUGGGUCGGGCUGUGUGUAAGGAGUUCCAGAACAAUGACUGGUGUGUGGUAGGAUCUGGCUACAGGAGGGCCAGACCCCAACACAUCCGCUGUGACCUGACGGAUGAAGAUGCUGUGCGAGGACUGCUGCACCAAUCGAAGCCGGACGUGAUCGUCCACUGUGCAGCAGAGAGACGGCCAGAUGUGGUGGAGAGACACACCGAGGCCGCUGUGAAUCUGAACGUGCACGCCACUGGCACACUGGCUCGGGAGGCGGCUGCCAAUGGAGCCGUGUUCAUCUACAUAAGCUCCGACUACGUGUUCGACGGCAGAAAUCCUCCCUACGGUGAAGACGACACCCCAAAUCCUCUGAACGUGUACGGACGCAGCAAACUGGAGGGAGAGAGGGAGACGCUGCGACACUGUCCAGGCGCGGUGGUGCUGCGCGUUCCGGUCCUGUAUGGCGAGGUGGAGUCGGUGAUGGAGAGCGCCGUGACGUCACUGUGGCUGAAAGUCCAGGAGGGGCCGACAGAGAGCUGCACGCUGGACCACUGCCAGCAGAGAUUCCCCACCGACGCUCGAGACGUCGCCAUCGUCUGCAGGAAGCUGGCGGCGAGAGCCAGACAGGACCCGUCGAUCAGAGGAAUCUUUCAUUUCUCAGGGAAAGAACAGAUGACCAAAUAUGAAAUGGCGGUGGCCAUCGCUCAGGCCUUCAACCUGCCGUCCAACCACCUCAUCCCUCUGACAGAGCAGCCCGCCGGCUCGGCUCCCCGACCCGCCAACAGCCACCUGAACUGCUCACGUCUGGAGCUGCUGGACCUCAGUGUGGAACCGCGACCUUUCACCUCCGCCAUCAGCGACUGCCUUUGGCCCUUCACGCCGGACAAACGCUGGAGGCAGACAGUCUUCCACUGAGUCGGUUUCCAACAGCAUCCUGCUUUAAAUACUCCUGAAGACGCCAGAAGAAGCCCAACAACCUGUUCCUGCAGAAAACCUAAAAUGUAGGUCGAUCCAUGUCUAUGUAUUUUUUUCCUGAGAAUUCCGCUUCAAAUCGUUCAUACUCAAACUGAAACUUGAUUUUCUUCUACUGCUGUGUGGGGUAGUUUCUCAGACGCUCGGGGGUGCUCGCAAAACAAGUUUUAUUAAGUCAAGCAUUUCGAUUUUCUCAAAUUAUUUGAACCUUUGCAGGCUGUUUGGACGUUAAGUGCCCAGUCACAACACUAGAGGGCGAUCAGGAGGCAGAUUUCUGAGCACAUCAGUGAAGUCUAUUGUAGCUGUUUGAUAAUGAAAGGAGGAUGCGACUACAGCUUGCUUGUUUACUGGCAAGUCAACAUGAGACGUCUUCAGCUUGACUUCCCAGUUCUGGUUGUCUGAGUUUGCGCACCUCUAUUUUUCUGGCUACAGUUUGCGGCAACAGUAGGAUUUUAAUUUUCCUUUCAGCUGAACUUCCUUCUUACGUCAUGCAAUUGUGUUCAGCAGAAAAAUCCUUUAAAAGUUUAUUUUUUUACCGUCAAAGUACUACAAUUUUUUUGGGUUAUAGUCCAGCACCAGGCCUCUUCAUGAUGUGUUUGGGGGAAAAAAAAAAGUUGAACAAAAGUGCUUCUGUGUUGUGAAGGCUUGCUAGUGGUAACCCAAUAAAAGUAUUUAUUUCAUUUGAAAAGAGAAAUGCCUCAACUGGCGGCUACUGUUCCCAGUCAAGUUCCAUUGUGUGUCGUCAUGUCUGUGUGGAACAAUAACUGAAGACUUCAAGGCUAAUUGUUUGAUGCGUUUGCUUGAAAUGAUCACAUUCCAAAGAUGACGUGUGUGAGAACACGAAGAUGCUGAUGGAUUGUGUUGUUGUCAGAUCAAGACUGUUCAUGCGCCUGUGUGUUCAUCAUCAAGGAAGUGGUGUCAUAUUAUUUUGGGAAGGAAGGUUUAGUUUCCCUUUUUGUCCUGAUCCUUUGUGUUCCUCUCAUAUGAAGCCUCAAAUAGCUUUGAAUGGUCUGAUCUGAGUUGAUUUUGUGGAGAGCAACACUACUGUGUGGUACCAGUGUGUGUGUGUGUGUCUGUAAACACUGUACUUCCUGUACGCACCUUCAAUAAAACUCGCUUGUAAACGUA